CCUUUUAGGUCAAAAGGGGAAAACAUCGUGGUCUCUCUUCGUCGAUGUCUCCGAAGUGCUUUUGCUUCUACAAAUUGAAUCCUCCUUUGGAGAGAGAGAAGAGAAGAUGCAAUCGUCUCAAAGUUAAAAGAAGAAGAUGAGUUCUGAUUUGUAUGCGUCCGGUGUGUUUGAGGUCAAUUCAAUCAUGUCAAAUCGGUGUCGGACGACGUUGUGUCUGAGGUCAAGUCAAUCAGUGUCGAAUCUCUGUUUUUCGCCACCACCGGCGAUGGACUAGGUCUCUACAUAGUCAUCAUCAUCACCCCCUUCCUAGUGUUUGUAUCCGCUGUACUAUUACCACCAGAAACAUCCGGUGAACUACUUACUCUUGGGGCUGUUCACUUUGGCUCUGGCAUUUGUCGUUGGAUUGACAUGUGCCUUCACCAAUGGGAAAGUGAUUCUACAGUCAGCGAUCUUGGAUAAGUAUCUAUACAAUAAUCCGGAGACGACGUUGGAUUGGAAGCAGAUGUCUAAGAUCGUCAAAGGAGUUGUGGGGGUACUUUUCUGUCAAGUCUGGUGGAGGCAUCCACGAGUUCUCAGAUUCUCAGUUUGGACAUGUUUUUUUGCAUUUGGGGAAACCAGAGCCAUGGCAAUAGCAAAUCUUGGGUGUGAUGGGUACGAUCUUGAAGAGGUUGAAAUGGUUUUUAAGCUUGGUUUGUUGUGUUCGCACUCGGAUCCUAGGGCCAGACCGAGUAUGAGGCUGGUGUUACAGUAUCUGAGAGGAGACAUGUCAUUGCCAGAACUAACUCCGUUGGAUUUGUCGGCGGGGAAUGGGAUGAACUUGGGAGGGAGAGAGGAGUUUAGCGGUAUAGCCAUGUCGUAUUCUUCCUCAGUGUUUAAUGGGUUUACCGGUGUGUCUUCCAUCACUGAUUCUCUACUUCUGGUGGGAGGUGAUUGACGAUGGUACAACAUUAGCAGCGUAUGAUGAUGCUCUUUGCUUUAUUUAUUUAUAUGCUUAUGAAUAGGGAUCAUGUAUAUACAGUUUUGCCUUGU
Molecule: messenger RNA, 1029 nt
Organism: Brassica oleracea var. oleracea
Lineage: Eukaryota; Viridiplantae; Streptophyta; Magnoliopsida; Brassicales; Brassicaceae
Product: L-type lectin-domain containing receptor kinase IV.2-like
Exons: 5
Coding region: 503-934 (143 amino acids)
Source: RefSeq, a predicted model, not a curated record